Leopardus geoffroyi (Geoffroy's cat) is the source of this 6316-nucleotide messenger RNA. RefSeq names its product aminolevulinate dehydratase (gene ALAD). Bases 330 to 1322 code for a protein of 330 amino acids. Lineage: Eukaryota; Metazoa; Chordata; Mammalia; Carnivora; Felidae. The record is from RefSeq and is a predicted model, not a curated record. Gene Ontology annotation, biological process: heme biosynthetic process. Gene Ontology annotation, cellular component: cytosol. Gene Ontology annotation, molecular function: porphobilinogen synthase activity; zinc ion binding. The transcript is spliced from 13 exons.
AUUGGGGCGGGCUGCAAGGGGGGGGAGAUGCUUCCGGGUGAGCUGCCCCGCCCCCACGUGGGCCCCGGGAGACUAAAACGAGCUACGGCGGUGGCGGGAGCGGCAGCUCUGAGCCCUUGAGGAGCCAGGUUCCAGUAGCCAGGAGAGUGUCCGAAGGACCUACUUCUCUUUCUCUACUCACCUCGUCGUAGACCGGCAGGCCUUGGCGAACCACAUCGGAGGUGCACUGGCCAGAAAGCAGCAGAGAGGUGUACACAGAGCUGAGGGCACAGCAGACACCUCGGGAGCCCUCGGUUUCAACCAGCUGGCUGCCUAUUGCUCUGCCCACCAUGCAGCCCCAGUCGGUUCUGCACAGCGGCUACUUUCACCCGCUGCUUCGCGCCUGGCAGACGGCCACCGCCACCCUCAGCGCCUCCAACCUCAUCUACCCCAUCUUUGUCACGGACGUUCCUGAUGACGUACAGCCCAUCGACAGCCUCCCGGGAGUGGCCAGAUAUGGUGUGAACCGGCUGGAAGAGAUGCUGAAGCCCCUGGUGGAAGAGGGCCUGCGCUGCGUCCUGGUCUUUGGAGUCCCCAGCAGAGUCCCUAAGGACGAACGGGGCUCUGCAGCCGACUCUGAGGACUCCCCAGCCGUCGAGGCGAUCCGUUUGUUGCGCAAGACGUUCCCCAGCCUCCUGGUGGCCUGUGAUGUCUGCUUGUGUCCCUACACCUCUCACGGUCACUGUGGGCUCCUGGGCAAGAACGGCACAUUCCAGGCCGAGGAGAGCCGGCAGCGGCUGGCAGAAGUGGCACUCGCCUAUGCCAAGGCAGGAUGUCAGGUGGUAGCCCCAUCGGACAUGAUGGACGGACGUGUGGAAGCCAUCAAGGAGGCCCUGAUGGCACAUGGACUUGGCAACAGGGUAUCAGUGAUGAGCUAUAGCGCCAAAUUUGCAUCCUGUUUCUAUGGACCUUUCCGGGACGCGGCCCAGUCAAGCCCAGCUUUUGGAGAUCGCCGCUGCUACCAGCUGCCACCAGGAGCACGGGGCCUGGCCCUCCGAGCUGUGGCGCGGGAUGUGCGGGAAGGAGCCGACAUGCUCAUGGUAAAGCCAGGAAUGCCCUACCUGGACAUCGUGCGAGAGGUGAAGGACAAGCACCCUGAGCUCCCGCUUGCUGUGUACCACGUUUCUGGAGAGUUCGCCAUGCUGUGGCACGGAGCCCGGGCCGGGGCAUUUGAUCUCAAGGCUGCUGUGCUGGAGGCCAUGACCGCCUUUCGCCGCGCAGGUGCCGACAUCAUCAUCACCUACUACACGCCUCAGCUAUUGCAGUGGCUGAAGGAGGAGUGAUGGAGACGGCGUACAAGACCCCAUAACUAGAACUUCUAAAAGGUCCCAGGGCCUUGGAGAAGUGAAAACCAAAGUAAAUGCUGCUUUAGAACUGUGCCCGCGCGCUCUUCCUAUUCACAUGCUGGUAGGUGCUUUCUGCCAGCAUGCUUUCUGCCAGCAUGCCAGAUCCCGCCACUCGAGUCUCACCGGCCAUCCCGGGCUUCCCUGCCCCUCCCCUGGGUCAUCCCUGAGGCCCUCCUCCACCACCCCAGCUCCUUCUUCUGGCGUGGCUUCAUCUUGAAAGCUACCGGGAGCCAAGGGCACAGGCUUGGCAGGGCCCGGGAGAGGGGCUUGGAGCAUUAGGGAAAGAGGAGGGCGGUUGCAUCUUGAAUCAUGAGAAGCUCUGGAAAGCCCGAGGCCUCUGGCAGCAUAGAUGGGCCCUGGGACAGAGGCCUAGAUUGACAUCUUCGGGUUUAGACUUGAGAUUUGCCACGAUUCCUCCAGAAGGUGCUUCCCACCUGGGUCCAUGUUGCCAGGCUGCCUGAGAUCGUCUGCUUUGAGCCAUAUACCCAGAGAAGAGUUACUUGUUCAUGAGCAGAAAUGCUGCCUUCUGAAGAUCAAAGUUCAGAAGCAAAGAGAGAGUCCCUGGCUGUUCAAGAUGCCACCACCAAAAAGGCUUUUCUGUCGAGAAAAUUUUUGAGAACAUCGGCUCGGUGCCCAGACACAGUGCCGGGUACUGGGGAUAUAGCAGGACAGACCUCAGCCUGUCUCUGUGUAUGAAAUCUAUGCAGGGAUAAUAGGGAGACAGACAACAAUGAGAAAACAAAGCAGUUACAAGUUGUAAUAAGCGCUUUGAAGGAAAGAAAGGAUCUGACACCAAAAAUAACAGACCAUGGGUGUGUCUCAAGAGGGUGGUCGAGAAGCCCUCCCUGAGGCCAAGGGACAAGAAUGGAUCCUCCCAGAGAACAGAGGCAAGUGCACCAGAAGCUGCAAGAAUGACACAAAGUGUGCAAAGGUCCUGCAGUGGGAGGAGCUUGGCAGAGCUCCUGGGAGCAGGGUGAGGAAGAGGAGGGUGAUUGACCCGACCGGAGGUUGGAAAGGUAGGCCCUGCACCUUGUAAGAAGCUUGGUCUUAUUUUGCAUUUGAUAGAAAGCCAUCUGAAGGAUCUUAACCAGGAGUUAUGUGUGUUCCACUUUCCCACAUUCUGUUGCCAUGAAAAAAAGGAAGCGUGAGAAAGAGGCUGGUUGGGAGGCUCUCGUAGACCCCAGAGAGCACUGACACUGGCCUGGACCAGGGUGGUGGCAGUGGAGGCAGGAAGGAGUAGAAGUAUUCAAGAUACAUUAAUUCAGGCAGAAUUAGCAGAUUUUGCCUGAGCUUUUUAAGUCUAGGGAACGAGAGGAAACAAGGGUGCCCUCAUGGGUUUCUGGCUUGGGUGCCUGGAUACGUGCUUUCAUUCUUCCGAGACUCACGGCAUAAUGUUCCUCUUAGGAAAGGUUAAGGCCUGGCUAUAGAGGGGCCAUUUUGCAAGUCUCCCUGCCCAUCUGCAAAGUGACAAGAAAUCCCAAAUCUCGGGCCAAAGCAGGUUCAAUUCAGACCUUAAAGCAGUACAAUCCAUUUUAAGUAGUACAAUUACGAACUCCCGGCAGCUCCUGUAGACAGACCAGUCUCCUCUGACUCCUGGUGGAGUCAGAGCUGCGGCUGACCUAACUAAGGACCCGAUGUCCUGGCCCCUUGGCCCCUGGCCCCUGAGCUCAUUUCUGAUUAGUAUGAAGGGGAACGUUCUUCAGCACCAUCCCAGACUCAUCAUUGCCAAGCUAAUAUGAGGCCUGGUUCUUGUCAGCAUAGAGAGACAGGAGACAGACCUUGCUCUUUAGGUAUAAACUCCACAGGAGGCAAACCACUCUGCAUAUGUCCCAGACCCCCCCCCCCCCCCGCCCCAGAAGUAAACGUUAAGCGGAAUGAUGGUGAGUCUCCGUGAGGAGAACCAGGAGGUCGAUGUGUCACCGGUGACGUGAUGGGUGCUGUGAAGGUCACCAGGACCUGACUGGGUUUGAAGGGUCAGAAAAUGCUUCCCUGAGAGGCUGACAUUUAACCCUUGACCUGAAGAUAAGCAGCCAAGCUAAGAGCACUCUGGGCAGAAGGAACUCCAUGUCUAGAAUGAGGUAGAACACAAAGCAGGUGUGGCUGGAGCACAGUGAAGGACAAAAAGACCAGGGCCAAGCCAUGCGGGGGUCAAAAGCCAUGUGUAAGGAAGAUGGAAGCUGUUCCAGACUCUAUUCCAAGAGAAAGGAAAGCCAUCUGAAGGAUUUUAAGCAGGCGAACAACGCACUCUGAUUUUGCAUUUGAUGAAAACAUUUGACAGCACUGGCAAAGCGCAGAGGAGAGAUUUUGUAGCCUGGACUGGAGUGGUGACAGAGGGGGUGAAGAGGGGAAUGGAUUUAGGAGGUCGAUUUCAUGGGAAGGAUAAACUUGGUUUGAGCUCCUGGCGGCUGAUGGGCCAUUUACUAAGAUGGGAAAGCUUGGGGGAGAGGGGAGAGGGGGAGUCCUAAAUUUAGCUUGGGUUUGCAGUGAGGGAGCUAUACCUAGAGAGUUGAUGACUCACCCAGGGCCACUCACGUUGUAGCAGAACUGGAUCUAGAACCCCCAUCACUGAAAACACUUCUGGUUAGAACUAGAAUUUGAACCCACAUAGCUCAACUGCAAGGCCUCUACCUUUAACCACUGUGCACACACCAUCUCCUAGUGAACAGCCAAAUUAGGGAUCUAACAUGAUGCUAUUCAAGGGGGUACAUCAAGGGCUGAGUUGCCUUCAGGCAUCACAGUCUAUGUGCAGUGGUGCCCUCUGAAGUCAGGAUUUGUCAUCAGAAGCCACCUAGUAUCUGCUCCAGCCCCACUGUUUUGUUUCCAGAGGCAAUGGCCAGGCAGGCAAGCUGAAGGGGUUUAGGUGGUCCCGAAGGAUCUGGUUCCUCCACAGUCCCAGUCUCCUGCUAUGUGCCCUGCUCUUGCUAGUCGUAAUUUUAUCCUUGUUCAGAGAGAACUCAGCUUUCACAAUUGGCAAGGCAUAUUCUCAGACUUCCAAGCAUCACAGGCAGUUGGUGAGCAUUCAGGGCCUCUUAAUGAGACCUGCCUUUAUUUCCCUCUGAUGUGCCUGCUUAGAUGGUAGCUUGUCUGUUUCUUAUAGGUCCUUCCUAAAGGCCACAACAAAUAGCCAAUACAUUCCACCAAUCUCACUUCUUGUUUUUGUUUGUUUAUUAUUGAGAGACACAGCAUGAGCAUGGGAGGGGCAGACAGUGGAGGAGACGCAGAAUCCAAAGCAGGCUCCAGGCUCUGAGCUGUCAGCACAGAGCCUGACACGGGGCUCAAACUCACAAACCGUGAGAUCAUGACCUGAGCUGAAGUCGGACGCUCAACUGACUGAGCCACCCAAGGUGCUCCCCAAUCUCACUUUUCUACUAUGAUCCCUAAAACUACACCUUCAGUGGGCAAAUGGUUGAGGGUCCCAAAAAACAACAGGUAUUUCAACCAACCACUUUACUAACAAUUCCCCAGCUAGGAAAGGAGGACUCCUGACCUGCCCCAUACCCCAUAGCCUACAUGGACUGUGCCAAUUCCACAUAUAAGGGCCUGUGACUUCCAGCGUCCCAUAUUCCAGAUACUUAUGGUUGCAAGUGACACAAUCCAAUUCAGUAGCAAAAAGGUAAAUGAUUGGUUUUUAUAACUGGAUUUCAAUAAGGUCAGGUGUGCUUGGGUCUAGGGUUAAAGGCUGUCAUAGAGGCUAUGUCUCUUCAUAGUUCUUAUAUGGUUGCCUCAGCUUGGCUUUAUUCUAAGAUGGGUUUUUGCCACUUGACAGCCACAGGAUCCUUAAAUGGUCCUUAUGACUUACAAUCCCAAAGAAAGACCCUCUCCCGUCAUUCACGACAAGUCUCUGGAGCUCUCUGACUGGCCACACUCAGGUCAUAUGAACCAGCCUCUUCAUUCAGUCACCAUCAACAAUGGCAUGGGAGAUGUGGCACCAUGACUGACCAGGUCUGCCUCAUUACACAGAAGUCUAGUGGAGUCUCAGAGCUUUGCAGCAGUGGUCCCCCAUGCCUGGAAUGCUUUUCCCCAGAAUCUGUGUGGCUGUCUCCUUUUUAUUGUUAAGAUCUUGGCUGACACGUCACUUCCUCAGAAACCCUGCCCUGACACCCAAUUUAAAGUCAUUCCCCAGUUACUCUGUAUUAGUCAGGAUUCAAGUUCAGUGGUCACCACAAAAGCCAAGGUAAUGAUAGCUAAGAAGAAAAUAUUUCUCUCUGAGCAGUCCAGACCAUGUCAGCUACAUGGUGUGGUGGGUCCAGGCGCCCUCCUUGUUCCGUCCUCCUAAACACACCUCGGCUUCCAUCUCAUGGUCAAAGAUGGCGAGUUCAGUUCCCACCAUUAGCUCCUCUUCAGUCAGCAGAAAGAGGAGAAAGAUGAAUGGAGGGCAAGAUGCUUCUUUCUAAGGGCACACCCCAAAAGUUGCACAUAUCACUUCUGUCCGUAUGCUCUUGUCUGAGCUUAGUCACGGUCGCAGCUAGUUGUGUAAGGUAGGCUGGAAAACAGAGUCUAGUGGGGCAGCCAGGUGGCUCAGCCGAAACUUGGAUUAAGUUACUAAGGAAAAAGGAGAGAAUGGAUAUAGGGGCAAAUGGCCAUCCCCAUCAUAUGAAGUGUCUUGUAAUCACUCAAAACAGUGGUCAGGACAGCAAAGAGGUCGUUAGAGACCAUCUAGUUACACACUCUAAUUGUAUAGAUGGGAGACAAACCCAGAAAGGGAAAUUGUUCACAUCCACACAAGCCAUUGGCAGACCAGGGCUGGGCUUCAGGUCUCCAGACUCUAGGUCCAAUGCUCAAAACUGGAGAAGGGAUUGGUUUCAGGGGAACUUUAGCUUUUUAGGUGUUAUCCUAGCUUCAGAUGCAUUUUUAUAUUCAUGUGUUUUAUCUAAGAAAGUUAUAUUUGUGUGUUAUUUGUGUAAAUAAAAAUAAAUGAAAACAUGGCCAAU